Messenger RNA from Elephantulus edwardii (Cape elephant shrew), 1335 nucleotides. RefSeq names its product IQ motif containing G (gene IQCG). Gene Ontology annotation, cellular component: cytoplasm; sperm flagellum. The coding region runs from base 1 to 1335 and encodes 444 amino acids. The record is from RefSeq and is a predicted model, not a curated record. The transcript is spliced from 10 exons. Gene Ontology annotation, molecular function: protein binding. Lineage: Eukaryota; Metazoa; Chordata; Mammalia; Macroscelidea; Macroscelididae. Gene Ontology annotation, biological process: sperm axoneme assembly; cilium organization.
AUGGGUGGAGUAACUUUUUUAAAAGAAGAUGAGCAGGAAGACUCUAGCGUGCCUUCCAGUGCUAGCAGUUCAGAGGUGACGGUGUCAGUGACAGGUGCACCACCGCCUGCUUCCACAGAAGGAGAUGAAGAAAUUGUCCAAGAUGGAGAAGCAGAAAACAUCUCAGAGAAUGAAGAGCCACCACUUUCCCUGCUAGAUGUGCUGAGAAUCUCUGCGGUUCUCGAAGAUGCCCUAGACCAGCUCUCUAUUCUAAACUACGUCAUGUCAUAUCAUUUUGAAAAAAAUUACUCUUCCAGCUUGAGAAGCAGAGAAGGGACUUUAGAAGGAAGAGGUCCAGAAAAAUCUCAAGUGGUUGCAGCAAUGUUAAAAACGAGUCCAGUCCCUAAGGAAAGACCUACUUUUGAAGACAGACCAGGAGGUCAAUUUGCAGUGGGCUCUAACAAAAUGCAAGAUGUGAUCUUCAAAAGGCCUAUAAGGCAGACCAUAAUUACCUCAGAGACACUGAAGAAAAUUCAGACAGAUAGGCAAUUUUUCAGUGACGUCAUCUCAGAAACCAUGCAGGAGUUGGAAGAUUCAGGCACUUUCAACACUCUUUUGAAAACCUUGAGCAAAGAGAGGGAAAACAAAAUGCAUUUCUAUGAUAUCAUUGCUAGGUCAGAGAAAGGCAGGAAACAGAUAAAAUCUCUUCAAAACCAGCUACUUGAUGUAAAAAAAGAACGGCAAGUUGAAGUGCAGAGUCGAAAUGAUUAUAUUGCUCACCUCAAGGACCAGUUGCAGGAGAUAAAGGCAAAAACCAACAUGGAGAGUCGUUAUAUGAAGAAAAACACUGACCUACAGAUUGCCCAAACCCAAAAAAAGUGUAACAAAGCCGAAGAACAGCUGCUGGAUGAGAUUGAGAAGCUGAGGAUGAAAACUGAGGAAGAGAACCGGAUUCAUAUAGAGAUCGAAACGUUCCUCAAGAAGGAGCAGCAGAAACUUGAUGAGAAGCUUGAGUUCUGGAUGGAGAAGUAUGACAAGGACACAGAAAUGAAACAGAAUGAACUAAAUGCUCUCAAACUUGCAAAGGCCAGUGACCUAGCACACCUACAAGAACUUGCAAAGACGCUAAGGGAGUAUGAACAAGUCAUCAUUGAGGAUCGGAUAGAAAAGGAUGCAGUCAGGAAGAAGAUUGCACUGGAAGACCUGGAAUUAAAGAGCGCCUUAAAGAUCCAGGCCUGGUGGAGAGGGACUGUGAUACGGAAUGAGAUUGGUUCUUUCAAGAUGCCCAAUAAAGACAAAGAUGGCAGCAAGGAACCAAAAGGCAAAGACAAGGAGAAGCGGAGAGGCAAGAAGUGA